This is a messenger RNA of Cyphellophora europaea CBS 101466, 957 nucleotides long. RefSeq lists its product as uncharacterized. Gene Ontology annotation, cellular component: cytoplasm; cytosol. Gene Ontology annotation, molecular function: hydrolase activity; carboxy-lyase activity. Gene Ontology annotation, biological process: secondary metabolic process. NCBI's taxonomy places the organism in Eukaryota, Fungi, Ascomycota, Eurotiomycetes, Chaetothyriales, Cyphellophoraceae. The transcript has 2 exons. Bases 1 to 957 code for a protein of 318 amino acids. The record is from RefSeq and is a predicted model, not a curated record.
AUGACGCGUGACAAGGUUGACGUUCAUCAUCACAUGAUUACGCCAGCGUAUCGAGCUGCACUUGAAGAAAAUGGAGGAGACCCAUCGGGCUUCCCUACACCUGAAUGGUCCCUUUUAGCAGACGAUCAAUUCUGUGAUGCCAUAGGCGUUGGGACGACAAUCUUCUCGUUGACUGCUCCCGGAACUGAUAUUGUUAAGGGGAAAAUCGCUGCCGCCAAGCUCGCACGAGAGACGAACGAGUACCUCGCGUCCCUCCGCGAUAAAGAUCCCCGUAAAUACGGCUUCUUCGCCAGUCUUCCUCCUUUGACGGAUGUGCCGGCUGUAAUUGAAGAGAUAACUUAUGCUCUGGAUGUUCUGAAAGCCGAUGGCGUGACCGUCUUUACGAGAUACGGCCUAGGGAAUGGCUACCUCGGUCAUGCAGACUUCAAGCCAAUAUGGCGGGCUUUGAACGAGAAGAAUGCCGUCGUUUUCGUUCACCCCACGCAUUCAAUCGACACUACUCUGGUCAACUCUAACCUACCACAACCAAUCAUUGAUUAUCCGCAUGAAACAACUAGGACAGCGGCGGAUAUGAUUCUCUCGGACACUCUAAGGGAAACCCCGAAUUGCAAAAUCAUUCUCUCGCACGCAGGCGGCACACUUCCAUAUCUGGCAAACCGACUGCAGGCAGUAGUAGACACUGGUCUCACUAAUAAAUCCUCAGAUGAGAUUGCAAAGGACGUGGCAUCGUUCUACUACGAUCUGGCCUUGUCGAGCUCAAUGAACACCAUUGAAGUGCUCAUGAAAGUCACCACACCGGAUCAUAUCCUUUUCGGUUCUGAUUUUCCCUAUGCGCCGGCUAAGACUAUCAAAUCUUUUGUCGAGAAGUUCAAUAGUGCUGGUCUUGAUCAGAGCUUGGAAGAUGCCAUCAGUAGGGACAACGCUUUAAGAUUGUUUCCACGCUUAGAGAAAAACUAG